GCCAGAGCCGGGCUGCUGCUGCUGGAGGCGGCCGGUCGCUUCCUCCGCCUGCGCGGCACCGCGCUGCCAGCGGGAAUGCGGUGCGGGGCUUCGCGUCGAGUCGGAAGCGCCGGGCUGCCCUUGCCUUGCCGAAACAGUUGCGUGUCGACGGCGUUGUAGUACGUGAUGUCACGAGGGUGUUGGCUUUGAGGAAUUUCGCUACGGAGGAAGCAGUUUUGAUAAUGCAGGCAGUAUUUUCAAGACCUUUGAAUAUGCUCUUGGUUUCUCUUUAGUUAGCUCGGAGCAAACGUACAGAUGGAUACGUGCACACGUUUGUUUUUGGUAAGGAAUUAACAUGCAGAGCGUUGGAGCCAUCUAAGUGGAUACAGUACCUUGAAGGCAAUGUCGAGUCAGUCUGGAUUUUCGAACUCUGUGCCUCUCCCAGGAUACCCAUUCUACCAGGUGCCAUGCAGCCAUAAUCAGCAGACCACGUCAUUUAGACAUCCUGUGACAGGACAGGUUUCUCCAGAAAAUAUUGAAUUUAUUUUGCAAGAAGAACAGAAUUCACCUAUGUCCAAGCAACAAAUAAACCAAAGACCUUCAAGCAUGGUCAGUGAAUCAUCCACUGCAGUAACUAUGUCUGCUGUUGAUACAAAGCCUGGUUCUAAGGUAAUGAAGGCUGGAAAUAAAGUUCAUAGCUUUGGAAAGAGGGAACAAGCUAUCAGGAGAAAUCCCAACGUUCCUGUGAUAGUAAGAGGCUGGUUACACAAACAGGACAGUUCUGGUAUGCGAUUAUGGAAAAGACGAUGGUUUGUGCUUGCUGAUUAUUGUUUGUUUUACUAUAAAGAUAGCAGAGAAGAAUCUGUGUUGGGUAGCAUACCAUUGCCCAGCUAUGUAAUAUCUCCUGUUGGACCUGAAGAUCGUAUAAAUCGCAAAUUUUCUUUUAAGGCUGUCCAUACAGGGAUGCGGGCAUAUAUUUAUAAUAAGAAUUCUGUUAUUGGCUCUCAGGCAGAGCAUUCAGGGAUGCGGACAUACUACUUCAGUGCAGAUACCCAGGAGGACAUGAACAGCUGGAUUCGGGCUAUGAACCAAGCUGCCCUUAUGCAAACACGCUCUUCACUGAGAAGAGAAACUGAAAAGGCGGAUCAACGAGCUGUUCCCCAAGUCAAUCAUGUGGAUGCCUGUAAUGUGUGUGUGAAGGCAGAGAUUACCGACACAAAAGAAAGUUAUCAAAAAUCUGCUGAAAUGCUCGGAUAUGAUAAGCGUGAGGAGAUAAGAAGAGAGAAAGAAGAGGAGGAGCGUUAUAUCCACAGAAAAGAAGCUCUAGAAACUAAGAAGGGAAAGGCUAAGCAUGCGUUAACAGAAGCUGAUUCAUUAUUUCCAGAUUUAACGAAUGCACCACGAUCCCAAGUAGCUCAGUCUGUGCCCAUUGAGAAGAAUGGAACGCUUCCUAGUUCAUUAAGUAUGAGUGCUGGCCUAGUGGAGCAGAAUGGUACCGGCUCAUAUAAAAGAGGGUUUGUUCCCAGGACAAAUCCAGAUAAACAGAUUCAAAGAAAAAGUAAUAUGGCUCAAGUGGAGCACUGGGUAAAGGUCCAAAAAGGAGAUACAAAAAGCCUUGCUUCUGAUCUGACUCUCACACGCCAGGGUCCCAAUCCACCUUUUUCUGAAAACUAUCACACUUUGCCAAAGAAUACCAGGCAGCCUUCAGGGAGCUCACCGCCACCACUGAGUCGCAAUUUGCCGAGUGACUACAAGUACGCACAAGAUCGUGUUAGCCACUUGAAGAUGUCCCAGGAGGAAAGGAAAGCAAAUAAGGACGGAACUGUUUGGCAGCUUUAUGAGUGGCAGCAGAGACAGCAGUUUAAGCAUGGCAGCCCCACUGCCCCGCUUUAUGUAGGCUCUUCGGAUUUUAUGGAUCGGGGUAAGUCAAAAAGUUCGUUGGAUGUUCCACGAUCAGUAUCUGUUCCACCCUCUCCAUCUGAUAUUCCUCCACCUGGACCUCCAAAAAGCUUUCUCCCGAGGAGACCGCACACUCCUGCAGAAAGGCUUACAGUUAAACCAUCUGACGAGAGACAGACUGUAGACAGUCCUUUCGCUGGAUCACCUAGGAAGAUUCAAAGUAAUGCUCUAAAGAGCUCAACUCACAUUGAUCGACGCUCGAUGCCAGCUAUGGGCUACAUGACCCAUACUGUGAGCGCACCAAGUUUGCAUGGCAAGUCGGCUGAUGACACUUAUAUCCAGUUGAAAAAGGAUUUGGAGUAUUUAGAUCUGAAGGUGUCGGGACGUGACACGCUCAAAGAGCGAAGUACGAAACCCGUCAAGGUUGCAGAAAGUGAUAUUGAUGUCAAGCUGAGCGUUUUCUGCGAGCAGGACAGAAUUCUGCAGGAUUUGGAGGACAAAAUAAGAGCUCUUAAGGAAAAUAAAGACCAGCUGGAGUCUGUUUUGGAGGUGUUACACAGGCAGAUGGAACAGUACAAAGACCAACCACAGCAUGCGGAAAAGAUUUCCUACCAGCAAAGACUUUUGCAAGAAGAUCUUAUACAUAUUCGGGCUGAAAUAUCCAAGGUUUCAACGGAAAUGGAAAAUGCCUGGAAAGAAUAUCUGAAACUAGAAAAGGACGUGAGCCAGCUGAAAAAAGCCUUACAGGAACAAAUGAAUAGUUCAUUGGUAUCUCAGGAGAAAACACAAAUACAAAAAGACUUGUGGAGAAUUGAAGAUGUUACGGCUGGCUUGAGUGCAAAUAAAGCAAAUUACAAAACAAUAGUGGACUCCAUCAAGAAUCCAGAAAGAAAAACAGUGCCUUCAUUUUCUCAGUCUACAGUGCCUUCCUUACCGGCUUCUCUCACAACCGUGGAGAGCAAACCUUCAGUUCCACAAAGCCCUCCAUCCAGCCUGGUCAAACCUUCCCUAGAGGUGAGACUGUAUCCACAGCCUUACUUCCAGGCCAGAACGCAGCAACAAGUACCACAGCUGAAAAAAAUUGAGCCACCUCUUCAGUCGCCAGUUAGGCUAAUGCCAAAGGUUGAAGAUGAAGCACCGCCCAGACCACCUCUUCCUCAGUUAUACAGUCCUGAAGAUCAGCCACCAGCUGUUCCACCACUCCCAAGAGAAGCCACUGUCAUCAGACACACGUCAGUGCGAGGCCUGAAACGUCAGUCAGAUGAAAGAAAGAGAGACAGAGAACUAGGACAGUAUGUAAACGGAGAUUAUAGGGUAGAACUGCGUUCAUAUGUGAGUGAACCAGAACUAGCAAUGAUAGGCGGUGACCUCAGCCAACCUUCCAGUGGUUUUGUAACUGUUGAUAGUGGAUACCAGACAUUGCCUACUCGUGGCUUGUCUGGAUCAACUUCCAGAUUGCACCAGUCAUCUACCAUUUCAUCAUAUGCAACUCUUCGAAGAGAUAGGUCCAAGGAGAGACCAAAGAGUGCCUUGGAACGUUUAUACUCUGGAGACCACCAAAGAGGCAAGAUGAGUGCAGAGGAACAACUAGAAAGAAUGAAACGACAUCAGAAGGCAUUAGUUCGUGAACGCAAGAGAACCCUUAGCCAAGGAGAAAGGCAGUCUGUUUCAUCUCGGUCUUUCAUCAGGCCCAUUUCUGCAGACAUAGGCUCAUGGAAGCGAGAGCAAGAGUUUGAUUUGCAGCUACUUGAGAGGGCAAUUCGUGGAGAAGACAAGGAUGAAAAUGAAUGGUUAAAAGUUCAGCCAGUAGCAGUAGCGGUGACAGAGACAGACCUGGAGCCUCAAGACUACGAUUUAGACAUCAGCAGAGAGUUGUCAAAACCUGAGAAGGUUGCGAUUCCGGAACGUUAUGUUGAAUUGGAGCCAGAAGAACCUCUUUCUACAGAAGAACUGGCAGCAAGGCAGCGUAAAGCAGAGAAGAUAAAGAAUAUUCUUACUAAAUCAAGUAUGCACAAUCUGCAGCCUACUGUUGCCCAGGACAAGCACAACUCAGUUGAUUUAGAUUCACAGCUCCAAGAGCAGGAACGCAUCAUUACCAUAUCAUACGCUUUGGCUUCUGAAGCCUCUCAGAGGAGCAAGGAGGUAGCAGCUCAGCAGUUGACCUAUCCACCCAAAGCACCCUCACCUUCUGUACCACAGCCACCUCACUCUCCCUUAAGCAAUGGAUUUCACUACACAUUUGUUUAAACACCUUAAAAGUAAGAACUAACUGCUCUUGACACGUCUGAUUUACCAUUGUAUCUUCGCUGUGGCUUGCUGAAUUUUUAACCCCUAAAUCAGAUCCAAAUCAAAGCAUGCAUCCAUUUUUCAGAAAACUUUCACUCUUGUAUAAUAAAUAUUGCUUCUAAUGAGCUAACACAGCUAAUAGUCUUCAAAUAACUGCUGUAGCUUUCCAGAUGAGGAACUUCCAUGUCCUCACUGUGGUGAAGGAAAGAGGCGUCUACACUCUUGGUAGCGUGGGGCCAGAUUUUCAGCCACAUUUGUACUCCUAUGGCAAGUGUUGCAUACAGCUGUGGCUGCAGCUGAGCUCUGAAGGCAGUUUUACCUGCAUGUGACCUGUAUGUGCACACUUGCUGCACAAGAGAAUUGAAAGUGCAACCAAUGUUGUGUAUACGGGGGGAGGGGGGGAAGGAUAGUUUAUGGGCUGAUAUCUAAAAGUACACAGGCCAAAACUCAUGUCUUGUUUGAGAUGAGCUGAAAAUUUGGCCCUAUAUAACUAUUUCUGCAAUACUGUGACUGCUUUGUGUCUUUGUGGGUUUUUGUUUUUUUUUCUUUGCUGGAUUGGGUUAACAGAAGUGUUAAUUUUUGUCUCUGACUUGGUAAUUUUGACAUUUCAAGUGUUAAGAUAAUUUUGUUGUUCUUAUAAAGUUAUAUAAAGAAAUACUUAUCAUCUCUUCUCAGUAGUAUUUGCAGUGAUUUUUCUAUUUGAAAUAGAAGAACCUGUCAAUAUUAUAAUGCCUAACUGCUGGAUGUGCUGUAGUUAUAGCACUUGUGUAUCUGUAGUUUCCUUCAGAAGUGUUUUCAUGUUCCUGAUUUCCUUUGGACUAAUUUUGUUAACUAAUUCUGAACAAGAACUUAAAACAGAGAUGAAGCAGUAAAGCAGGUGGAUUGAAUGAAUGCCUUAAAUAGUGUUAAUCUUUAGAUACCUUUGUUUUCAGUUUCACCAAUCUGAAUCAAGUUCCUCUGCAACAAAUACAAACUAAAUAAAAGUGAGCAUGUUCCAGAAAGGCCCAAUGAGGCACUGACCUGUCUCCAGAAAUGCUGCAGUAAAUGAGAGUAGAGCGAGAGAGAACGUGCAGAGACAUUCAGAGCAGUUCUACAGAACUUGGUGGAAAUAGCUAUUUGUGUUUCUGGUUCUGUUUAUCUUUCUGAGAACCAGAUUCUAAGCGUCUCUGCUAUGACUAACAGUUGACCCUGCUAGGAUAUUGUCAGGUUUGAGCAUGGACCAGGUGAGCUUCCAACCAGAGGUCCCUUUCAAACUCAACCUGAUUCCAGGCAGACUUCACAUUUAUCAUAUGUCUGUAUAAAUAUACGUGUGUGUGUGUGUGUGUGUGUGUGUGUGUGGUGUGUGUGUUUGAAAAAUGACCAAGAAAAUAAUUGCAAUAACCAGCAAUAUGCAGGGGACCCAACGUUUUGAGUGUGAGCUCAGUGGCAUCAUGUGACAAUGGUUUGCUUAAUAUUGUCAGUACUAAUCUUCUUUCUUUCUGUCUAUCUUCAGGACGCUUUAAUCCAAACAUACAUUUCCUGAAAGUGCUUGCUGCUUGGCAUCAGUGCACUCGCUUUCAUAUUUAACCAUGUUUUAUUUUACUUCACGCCAGCCAAAGCAGUAAGUGAGCAAUGAUGUAAGAGUCGAAGGCAAUCCCACCCCAGUGGCGCCAUGUGGAAGAAAGAGGAGAUUGAUUACGAGCACUCUGUGAAGGCAUUCACUGGCUGAUCACAGGUUCUUUCUUUUGGAAAUAUGUUCAGAGAAUAAUGGGGGAUUUUCUAUGAAAAUGGAGAGAAUUGCUUAACAUCUUAUUUUGACUUCAGUUUAGUUCAGACUUUUUAUGUGAAUGAAUGGCACUUUUAAUAAACUCUGUAAAAUACUGACAAUGUAUUUUUAGAACAGAAUGUAUUUUGGAAUUUGUUUAAAUCAGGGGCUGAAUUCAUUUGAAGAGGAACUACUUGCAUAGUUGUUACGAGAUGCUGUUACUUCCCCCUCAGGCUCAGAAGCACAAUGUAAAGUUUUAUGGAAAAAAAUGCAAGUUGAACAAUCCUAGAAACAUGUUUGUAGGGUAUGGGUAGAGCUAACCCCACUUGAGAGGUUUGCUGUAGGGGUGUUUUGGGCUGAGUACCUUAGCAGAGUUAAUCACCCACCCUUUUGCCCAUGGAAUAAUACAUUGCAAGGAACUUGUGGUUUGAUUUCCUAAAUCUCAGUGUAGCUGAAAUUUUCCAUGAAAGCCAUCACAAAAACCAAUUUUGAACUCCUGUUUCCUUUUUUGAUUGCGUAUGAUUAGCUUGCUGGUAUUGAUACACAGCAUGCUACGUUGCUCCUGACAGUAGUAACAACCACCUAGCAAAGUAUAUAUAUUUUUUGAAAGUUGAGAUGUGGAAGAAGGAAACUUUUAAAUUAAAGUAUGUCACGUAAGCAAUAAGAAAAAUAGGAUGUGUCAUUUUACUGGUAAAUAUAUAUUUUUUCUUCAGAAUACCUAUUCAAUAAAAAGUACAAUAUGACGUAUUGACUAGUGUUUAUGCUGGAAACAGUAAAACUGAUGUAAUGUGGCACCUGCUAAUUUUACAUGCAAGUUCACCUCAUGCUUAACUUUGCCAAACUUUGAAAUUCAGCGUUCUACUUAUAUGGCAAAGGGUGAGGUGGCUACGAAAGGAGAAAAGAAUAUGAAAUGAAUGGGUACAAGUGCUUUACCUGGAAAAAAUAAAAUAAAAUGCUGAGUGCAAGAUAUGCAGAAAUUGCCCCAUAUUAGGUAGUUGAGUUCAGCUCUAGAUAAAGAACAGCUGAGAAAUAAUUUGCAGUAUUUUGUGAUACUACUAACUUGUUUAUAUGCCAUAUUCAAGUAAUAGAUACAAAGCCCUGGAAACUGAUUGAAUUUCAAGUUUCAGACUUUGAGUCAAAUCAUAUUAUCUUAACACUGUAGCCGGAAAUGUUCUUUAAAAUAUAUAUUUAGCUAAUGUUAUCUAUUUUACCUCAAUACUGCCAGUAUCGACUUCAAAACCUUUUGCCAAAAUAAUGAUUUAUUUUUGCCUUUAUAAAAAAGUUUUGAGAGCGUAAAUGAAUAUUUUGCAAGAAAACAUUAAUUUAAAUGUAACAGUUUGGAAAAUGGUAUAUGUACAGAUUAAACUAUUAACAUAACUGCC
Molecule: messenger RNA, 7290 nt
Organism: Lagopus muta (rock ptarmigan)
Lineage: Eukaryota; Metazoa; Chordata; Aves; Galliformes; Phasianidae
Gene: PLEKHA7
Product: pleckstrin homology domain containing A7
Exons: 25
Coding region: 382-4125 (1247 amino acids)
Biological process (GO): zonula adherens maintenance; cell-cell adhesion mediated by cadherin; pore complex assembly
Cellular component (GO): zonula adherens; pore complex
Molecular function (GO): protein binding
Source: RefSeq, a predicted model, not a curated record